AUGUCCGCACCCCGAACGAAGCGUCAAUUCGCAGGCGCAGCUAGCGAUCCCGCCCAGCGCCAGAUCACAUCGUUCUUCACCACCAGCAACGCAUCCUCGUCUCCGUCGUGCACCAACACAAACCUAUCGCACACGGCACAACCCGCAUCAGGAUCCUAUUCAGCAGACGCAUCGUCUCACCUAUCGCACACUGUCCAAGCGAACCUGAUCUCGGUGGGCAUGCGCGUGCGCAAAUCCGUACCCGAGGGAUAUAAGACAGGCACUUACAGCGCCUUCGCACUCUGGGACGAGAACAACAACGCCGGCACUAUACCAGGCGCAGGCGAAAUGGCGGCAGCAAACGAGGGCCGGUCGCGCGCAAACGCCUUCUCGACGCCGCGCGAACUGCUGCCCUUCUGCGGCAUCAACAAGGUCGGCGGCAUGGACACGCAACCCGAGCACCCGCUCUCCAUCUCGACAAUGACGACGACCCACGCGUCUACAUCGACAUCAUACCACCACCAGCCCAUCUUCAGCCUCAAAGACGCCCCGCUCCUCGGCGACAUGCCCGGCCUGACGAGCAGCCAGGGCUCGAUGGACAGCACCGACUCCAACCUCUCCACCGACACCGACUGUUCGCCCGUCAACGCGCGCAAGCGGUUCUUCACCGAGGACGAGAACGAGAACGAGGCGCUCGAGAUCCCGGACCGCCUGAAUAUCUGGCGCCAUCAUUUCGACGGCGACGUCAGUCCGCGCAGCCUGGCGCCCGUGGGCUGGGGACCAGGAAAUGGACGCAUCCUGGCGAUGCCGCGGAAGGGAAGACUGCGCAGCAAGAUGGUCGGUCAUGCCGCAAGGGGAGGCUGUCCGGGACCUGUUGGUAUCGAACAGGAGAACGUCAUGGUGGUGGAUAGCGAUUUUGAGGAGGCAGCGUUCUUGGAUCAGAAGGCGUGGGAGGUGGAUAUGAGCGAUGCCUGA
Messenger RNA from Anthostomella pinea, 954 nucleotides. The record is from the annotation of a GenBank genome assembly. Lineage: Eukaryota; Fungi; Ascomycota; Sordariomycetes; Xylariales; Xylariaceae.